This is a messenger RNA of Cooperia oncophora, 1197 nucleotides long. NCBI's taxonomy places the organism in Eukaryota, Metazoa, Nematoda, Chromadorea, Rhabditida, Trichostrongylidae. The record is from the annotation of a GenBank genome assembly.
AUGUUAUGCGGGUACACACGAAAUUACGAAUGGAAUACAGAUCAUCUUUCUCGAAACGAAAGGUACUGGAGAGAACAAAGCAAUGAUUACCUGGAACGUGACGUAGGUCGCAGUGUGUAUCUCGGAUCUAAUCUCAGGCUGCGAACUUAUUUGAGGAUGUCCGUCGAAGCAGUUUCGGAGCAGUUGCAAGACAUCUCACUCAAUACUUUCAGAACAGGCGUUGCUGCUGUGAAAGCAGAGUUCUUAAUCACGAAGGACAAUGAUGUGAAACUGGCCAAUAAUGACAGCGAAAACGGAGAAGAAACUCCGCCCUCGAAUCUGCCGGCUACUAAUGUAGGAGAUGACAGACGGUCAAAGAAAGGAAUGAAUAAACAUAGAAUGAAGGAAAUGAAACAAGCUGAGACCGUAAUCCGGGCUUCGAAUGCACGAUUAUGCCCUUCAGUCAUUCAGCCGGUGAAAUGCAAGUUUGGAGAAAAAUGCAGUUUGAUGCAUGACAUCCCAGCAUUUCUCGCUAGAAAACCAGCUGACAUUGGCGAGGUUUGUCCUCUGUUCGAGGCAAGGGGUGUAUGCCCGUUCAGCUAUGCCUGUAGGUUCGGAGGUGCUCAUGUAGAUCCUGACGGAAAGCAAAUCUCAAAGGAGCCUCCUGUCCCCUACGAAGAAACCAUAAACAGUUCAUCAAUUCAUAUUCAAAUAGCUUUGCGGAAGAGAACCUUCGAUUUUUCACGGUCAGACAAGGUGGUUCAGGCUGUUAAAGAAGGACUCGUUGGUUCAAUGGAAAGAGAGAAGCCUGCACUUGAUAUGAAGAGCUUGAAGGGGAAAAAGUACCUGGCGCCGCUCACUACUGUGGGGAAUCUGCCCUUUCGACGUCUUUGCGUCAGUCUUGGCGCAGAUAUCACCUGCGGAGAAAUGGCAAUGGCUACUAGUCUGCUUUCAGGCACGCCGUCAGAAUAUUCGCUGGCGAAGCGACAUCCUUCUGAAAAAAUUUUUGGAGUACAGUUGGCUGGCGGGUUUGCAGACUCUAUGGCAAAAGCUGCACAAAUUCUAGUGGACGAGAUGAAGCGUUUGGAAGAGUAUCCAAUAGGAGGAAUUAUGAUAGGACGUGGUGCUCUGAUAAAGCCAUGGAUUUUCACUGAAAUAGAUGAGCGGAGAACGUGGGACAUCUCAGCCUCUGAAAGACUGGAUCUGCUGAAGCAGUAA